UUUAAUUAAAAAUGUUGUUCUUAUAUAGCCCAUCAAUCCAUAUGAUUUCAAAAUCAUCAACCACCACCAUAAUCCUCUUCAUCUCCAUCCAAUUCCAACACAAGAAUCUAAUGAUAGCCACUGGAACCAUCAUCUCAUGCUUGUUCUUUCUGAUAUCUUCCUUGUGCAUCUUGUCGUCUUACAACUACUAUAGCGAAUCAUGGUGGCUUUCGGUUUACAUUCCGAUGGCCGGAGUUUUCAUGGUAGGCGGAUUAUUGGUGGUUAUGGCAAGAGCCACCAUGGUGACACUGAUAACGGUGUUGGUGAUGCUCGCUUGUGCGGGGAAGCGCCGCCGCGUAUUGGUGAAGGAAGGGAGGAAGAUUAGUAGUGAAGUUGUCAUUCAUUUGUGUAAGGUUGUUAUUAAAGAGAGAAGCCUAGUGGCUUUUGCUUGUGGUGCAUUUGUAACAUCAAUGGCCAUAAUUUGGGCUUCUUAGACAAGAUUGCAUCAAUAGAUCUUAUUUUAUUUGUGUA
Messenger RNA from Helianthus annuus (common sunflower), 510 nucleotides. RefSeq lists its product as uncharacterized. Lineage: Eukaryota; Viridiplantae; Streptophyta; Magnoliopsida; Asterales; Asteraceae. The coding region runs from base 12 to 473 and encodes 153 amino acids. The record is from RefSeq and is a predicted model, not a curated record. The transcript has a single exon.